Molecule: messenger RNA, 1338 nt
Organism: Pyrenophora tritici-repentis Pt-1C-BFP
Lineage: Eukaryota; Fungi; Ascomycota; Dothideomycetes; Pleosporales; Pleosporaceae
Source: RefSeq, a predicted model, not a curated record
AUGGCUGAAUUAAGCAACGGAAUGUCGUCACCAGUGAUCCUCGCGGAGAACCCCUUUUCAGACCGCUAUGCGCUAGACACAUCUCCCCGGCAUGAAUCUGUCUUUGCCAUCGGCGACGGUGAAGAAGACGAAGAACCAGCCGCGCCCCCAGCAUCCGAACACGCACAGGUCCCAAACCCCACCCUUCAACGCCAAGCCAUCCAACUUAUGCUCGACCUCUUCCCUGGCCAUACAGCCACAGACAUCAAGGUAACGCAGAUGCACUCCAACCCCCACAACCUCACAAUCCAUAUCAACCUCUUCCCUCCGUCUCCCCCCGCCCCCUGGUACACCCUCACAACCCUCAUCUCUUGCCUCCCUAUCCACCACCACCGCCGCCUCACCCGUCCAACCCGCUACACCCUCCGCAUCCCUUCCACCACCACGCCCUCCACAGCUCUAACCUACGAGGUGACCACCCUCACCUACCUCUCCCACGCCUUCCCGCAACCCGUCCCCAAAGUCACCGUCUACGACUCCAGCACGUCUAACGCGCUUAGCACUCCGUAUAUCCUGUACGAACGUCUCCCUGGCUCUUCUCUCCGCGCUAUCUGGGGCACUUUGAAUGCUGCACAACGUCAAAGCGCCGCCCGUGGUGUCGCAUCUUUGUUCUGCGAUUUGCAAAAGUUGCGGAACAAGUGCGCUGGUGUUGUUAGUCCGCGCAACACGGUGUUCGAUUUCAAACAGGAUGUUGUGCGUCUGGAGAAGGUGCCGCUUUCUCGGUCUCGCUCCUCUGCUGCAAUGGGUGGUGCUUUACCCUCGCUGGCGGACGCGAUGAGCACGCGUGAGCUGUUGCAUGAUCUUGUGAAGCGACAGCGGAACAAUACGGAGACACCUGGCGCUGAGGUUGUUUGGACGCGCGUGGAGGCUAUGAUUGAGGCGUUGUCUGAGCGCGGUGUUAUCCCCGACUCUGAGCCCUUUUUUCUGCAGCGGUCCAGGCUGGACGCGGAUCAUAUUCUUGUCUCCGUAGUUGAUGAUGCGAAUGUGAAGAUUACGGGCGUUCUUUCUUGGGGGGAUGUGCUGUUUGGGCCUAAGUUUCUGGGAGCGCAGGUUCCGCAGUUUCUGCUCAGUGGUGGGGGGGGAGAGAUUUGGAAGGCGUAUGGGGAGGAGUUGGUGGGUGUGUUGGCGGCUUUCGAGGGGGGUAUGGGUGAGGAGUGGUGUAAGAUGGCGUAUCGAACGGAGACUGUGCUGGCGUGGAAGCUCUGGGCGGUUUUGCUCAAGGGGUUGGUUGGUGGUUGCGAUGUUUUUGCUGCGGAGGAGAUGUUGGAUGAGUUUGAGAACUUAGGGAUGCGGGCGUGA